Messenger RNA from Macrosteles quadrilineatus (aster leafhopper), 1374 nucleotides. Its product is annotated as ADP-ribosylhydrolase ARH3-like. The transcript has 7 exons. The record is from RefSeq and is a predicted model, not a curated record. Gene Ontology annotation, cellular component: nucleus; mitochondrion. Lineage: Eukaryota; Metazoa; Arthropoda; Insecta; Hemiptera; Cicadellidae. Bases 205 to 1269 code for a protein of 354 amino acids.
AUAGGUUAGUAUCACUGAUCACCGGUCAUACACAAACUCAUUAUUAUUAUAUUAUAUAACUAAUCAUAAAUAAGAGGUUUUACUGUCAACCCAAAAGCAACUCAUUAUAUUAGUAAAGGUCGUAGAAAAUCCUUCAGCAAACUACAUUUUGAACUAGUUUUAAAUUAUUUAAUCUGGUGUUAUAAAUUCCAUAAAAGAUAAAACAUGUUUGGUGCAGCAGCAGUUAUUGAUAGUGCUUUGCUAACUAGCAAAGUUAGGGGUUGCUUGGUUGGAGCACUUCUAGGGGACUGUCUUGGUAGCCCAUAUGAAGGUGACAGCAAUAUAUCAAAAUCUGUCUUGCAAAACUACUUUGACAAACUCAGUGGACCUUAUUUUAAAAGUCCAAUGAAAAUGUAUACAGAUGAUACAGCUAUGAGUAAGUGUAUAUCUGAGUCAUUAGUUGCUAAAAGAGAUUUGGAUUGCAAGGACUUGGCAAAAAGGUUUGUUGCAGAGUAUUUUAAACAACCAAAACGUGGUUAUGGCCAGAAUGUGGUGGAAGUAUUUUAUAAAUUGAAAAAUGAGAAGUAUGAAGAUAUUUGGCGUCCAGCAAACCAACAGUUUAACGGUUCCGGGUCUUAUGGCAAUGGAGGUGCCAUGAGGGUGGCCCCUGUAGCUUUGUUCUUUCGAGACAAUUAUGACAAGAUGAUAGAGGCAGCCAGACAAGUGACUCAGCUCACCCAUUCAAACCGGCUUGGUGUCAACGGUGCACUUUUGCAGUGCAUAGCUGUUCAUCUAAGUCUUCAACUACCACCUUCUUCUCUCUUGAACGUUACAGAUUUUUCUUCAGUGCUAAUGGAAAAAAUUAGUGAUAUUGAAAAAUCAGAUAAAAUAGAGGAGUUUGAAGUGCAACAACCAUACACUGAAAAACUGAAGGUGAUGGAUCGUCUGCUACAGGAGGAUGUAGUGCUAGAUGAGGAGGUAGAACAGAUGCUAGGUACCAGCAUCGCAGCCUUACACUCCGUACCUACUGCCAUAUACUGCUUUCUGCGCUCUCAGAAACCCAUACCUAAAAUUCAGCAGACAGACUGCCCAUUCAGACGCACUAUCCAGUACGCUAUCUCACUGGGAGGUGAUACAGACACUAUCGCUAGCAUGGCUGGGGCCAUCGCUGGGGCUUAUUAUGGAAUUGAUGUCAUCAAUGAGAGUUUACAGAAACACUGCGAGUUUGUUGAAGAAACCAUAACACUUGCAAGCCAAAUUGUUGACAUUUCUUCUGUUAAACAGACUUAAUUUUGUUGUGACAUGUACAUUAUCAAUGUUGUUUCCUAGAUGGAGUUUUUUGACUGUUUAUUUGUCACAUUACUGCAAAGAAAACUAAUAAAUAUAUUAAAUAUG